This is a messenger RNA of Folsomia candida, 1835 nucleotides long. RefSeq lists its product as uncharacterized. The record is from RefSeq and is a predicted model, not a curated record. NCBI's taxonomy places the organism in Eukaryota, Metazoa, Arthropoda, Collembola, Entomobryomorpha, Isotomidae. Bases 438 to 1664 code for a protein of 408 amino acids. The transcript has 5 exons.
GAAAAAAAAUAAUUCUGUCAUCAGUUGUUCACGAUAUGAGUAAGAAUUAAACAAAAGUGCAAAUAUUUUAUACAUCGCUUUGGAGUUAUUAAAAUUAAUUUAAUAAGCCUCGUGAAUUUUCAUCAAUCUCAAAGGAAGAAAUCCGUGUUGAAAUUUUUAGAAUUUCUCUCGCUUAUAAUAAUUCAACACGGGUGAAAUGGAGUGUCAUCCAUGGGAUAGAAGCGCGGAGGAUAGGGCGCUAAGUAAUCCUGUCAUUUUGACCGAAAUAUUUCAAUACCACUCUACCCCAUUGAAAAUCUGUCGACUAGUUUGCCAAUUUUGGAACGAUAUGGUCCUCUCCCUUCCAAAUGGGAGACUUACAUUAAACCUCGAGCAUAACGGAGAUGACGGUGAUGAUGAUGAAGCCGUAAAAUUUUUCGGAGUAUGUUUCGCAUUAAAUGCCCGACUUCCGAAACGGAUUAAAGGAGAGACCACCUCCACCGAGGCUGAUGCACAUUUGCGAAAAAUUCAGUGAUCACGUGCAAAUUUUACACCUUCUCAUAUGGGACGAAGAUUGUUUAAAAUCUAUUUGUCAAGGUUUAACAAAUUGCUGCCCCAAUUUGAAACAGUUGCGAAUUGAAGGCGAAUUUGCGCGUUCUAUCGGUGUGGAUCUGUUUCCAUUCGGAGGGGAAGGAAUUCUGGCAAGAAAACCGAAUUUGACCGUGUUCGCCUUCACUUGCAUGAUUUGCAAACCGGAAAUUCAAUUUCUCAAGGAUCUCGCAAAUUUUAUUCAAUUGGUGGUCAACGCCUCGCCAAAUUUGAGAGGCGUCACAAUUCCGUGGGGAUUCUACCCAGAUUUUGCUAAUUCCAAGUGUCUCGAAUCCUUAAACAUUUCGCUGGAUGACGUCGACCCAUUUGAAAUCGAAGAUGUGCAAAACGUUUCAAAACUGUCGGAAAUGUUGCACCAAGUCGAUGGCCAACUGGUCAGCCUGUGUUUUGGCACGGUUCAAAAGACUGAUCUGCUAGGACCGCUUGAAUACUACCAUUUCAAAAACUCGUCUCCAAUCGGAUUUAAUUUGUUGAGAAGGAUGCCGAAAUUACGAAAGUUUUGCAACCGUAUCGUCGAAAUGUUUCGGAGUGCCGACUUCUUGCAGAAUAUUGAAAUGAUGCCGUUCCUGGAAACUUUGGUGAUUGGAAGAGACCUGAAACAGUUGCGAGGUGUGGAUGCAAUUUUAAGAGGAAUUUGCAACGCGAAAAUGAUUUUGCCAAGUGUCCGGAAGUUGGAGCUUAUCGAGCUGUACGAUCCCAAACUUUUGGACGGAGUGGCGACCGCGUUUCCGAACUUGGAGAGAUUGGAGAUGGUUCAAAGGAUCGCGACGGGGUUGUGGGGGCAGGUGGACAAAGUGGAGAUGGACAUUAUGCUGGAGGCGUGUCGGGAUUGGAGUGGGUUAAAACAUUUUAAGGUGACCUUAUGGAAGUAUCCGGAAAAAAUGGGGGAGUUUCUCCAGGGGCUUUUACAAGGCAGGGAAUUCUUUCAGCGGCUUACAACAUUCGAAAUUAAAACGCGUCAUUAUCAAAGGAUGAAGAUGACACGAAGUUUUACCGAGGACGAGAUGGCUCUGUUUAAGCAACUGCUUCUCGUAUGGAUAAGAUGGACCGGGUCACGAUUGCCGGGCUGGGUUUAAGCACAGAAUCUACAAAUAUUAUAUUGGAUUUCGUAGCGUCGAGUAAAAUGUCAUCGUCCAAGUUUAGGAUGAUUAAGGCGAAAUGUUAGUUUUAAUUUUAAUGCGUCAAGUUUGUGUACCUCUUUUUUGCUAAUUUAUUUUAAUAAGUACCAAUUUUUGGGGUGGGUCAAA